Eremomyces bilateralis CBS 781.70 is the source of this 677-nucleotide messenger RNA. RefSeq lists its product as uncharacterized. The record is from RefSeq and is a predicted model, not a curated record. Bases 35 to 271 code for a protein of 78 amino acids. Gene Ontology annotation, biological process: mitotic cell cycle; kinetochore assembly; chromosome segregation. The transcript is spliced from 4 exons. Gene Ontology annotation, molecular function: protein heterodimerization activity. Lineage: Eukaryota; Fungi; Ascomycota; Dothideomycetes; Eremomycetales; Eremomycetaceae. Gene Ontology annotation, cellular component: nucleoplasm; kinetochore.
CUUCAACUUCAACACCAUCAAAACACCAUCAACCAUGGCACGUCCUACACCGUUAUACCCAAGAGCGACGCUCAAGCGCAUCAUCAAAGCGCACAGUAACCGUCCGCUAAGCAAAAAUAUCGACGUCUUGAUAUAUCUCGAUUAUGCGCUUUUCCUCCAGGAUCUUAUGCGCGAAGCAGCGAUUCGUUCCCGUCAAGUCGGUGAAAAGGGCAUAUCUUCAAGGUCCAUUCGGAAAGUCAGGGAAAAUACCCUACGAAAGUUCAAAGGAUGAACCCUACUCCUUAGUUCCACUCGAAGAAACGAAGUCAUGACUAUGUACAACGGCGGAUAUACCCAUCUUUAACGUCUUGGAAUCACUAGCGCAUGGGGACUCUAUGGGGUAUACAACAUCCUGCUUGGGAAGUCCGGUAUUUCUAGGAUCACUACAAUCGAGCUGUUUUCGACUUUCUCUCCAGCAUACACACCACCUCAUGACCGUACCACCGAAGCUACGCAGUAAGAUUAGGGACCACCCACCACUCGUGCCGUCGUGCUCCAGGGUCUGGAAUGGAGAUGCUCAGACCAUCCGGACUCUUUCCAUCCACGGUCUCCCUCAUGACAUUGAUAGAUAACAGGAGAUCAUCGCAGGCCGCUAUCUGUUUCUCAACAUCUUCCUGCCACCACCCCUGGACCUCAUC